GCAGACCGCCUCCCAGGUGGUGUCGCUGCUCAUGCAGCACAUGCAGGUGGAGCUCCAGGGCCGCUGCUGGGCGGGUCUGGCGGCCGCCCUGCAGGGACCCGCACCACAGGACCUGCUGCAGAUGCGGGCGGCACAUCAGAGGUACCUGGCAACAGCUCGGGAGGUCUGCCUGCUGCCGCCCGCACCCGCAACCGGCCCUACGCCCGCCCCCUCGGCCCUGGCGGCUCCCCCCCAGCCGCCCCUCAGCGGCCCCCUCAUGGCGGCGCUGCAGGGAGCGCACGCCAUGGCCACAGUGCUCCGCCGCGCGCUGGAGGCGCUGGAGACGCAGGCGGGCCGACCCGCGGGUCUGUCCGCCGCACCUCGCCAGCCCACCGUGGCACCC
Molecule: messenger RNA, 382 nt
Organism: Astrephomene gubernaculifera
Lineage: Eukaryota; Viridiplantae; Chlorophyta; Chlorophyceae; Chlamydomonadales; Astrephomenaceae
Source: the annotation of a GenBank genome assembly